Messenger RNA from Taeniopygia guttata (zebra finch), 2334 nucleotides. The record is from RefSeq and is a predicted model, not a curated record. NCBI's taxonomy places the organism in Eukaryota, Metazoa, Chordata, Aves, Passeriformes, Estrildidae.
GUAGGUGAAGGGAAAGGUCUGGAACAUGUUUUGAAUUCUCAAGAAACACCACUGAAGCAAGUAGAAUAUUCCAAGAAGGCAGCAUUAAACAGCAAUGAAAGGAGCUGGCAUUCUGAGAGACACAGACACAAAGCUUUGCCUCCAGAUGCAGUUUCUUCUUUUGAAAGCUACAGUUCAAUUGAGAAAACAGUGCAAAAAGCAGAUAAUUUACUUCAAGAUCUUGGCAAGUUGAGAAGAGAAAUGCACAACAUUCUGCAGGAAGCAACUACAUGGAAAUCUGACAUGAAUGAUCUUAUUAAGGCAAAAAAUCCUCCUGUUGCACCUGAUCCUCCUGAACAUCAUCUAGUCAGCAAACCAUCCAUCCUUCAAAAUAUCCAAGUGCCAAGGUCUAUACUGACAGAUGCUGAAAGGAUUUUGAGAGGAGUGCAAAACAAUAAAAAAGUCCUUGAGGAGAAUCUGGAAGCUGUUAGUCAUGCAAAAGAUGGAGAUGCCAUGUAUGCUUUCAGUAACUCCUUGACUACAAACAGAGAUGUCCUGGAAGAGAUUUGUAUCCGAAGGACUGUGGAUGAGAGGAUCAAGGAAAUCAGUGAGGAAAUCCAGGCUGAAAUGGCAAGAAAUUAUUCAGAACGAGGGAAACAUGAUCAAAAAUGUACCAAGAGAGCCCAAAACCUCAGGGCUGUGAAGACCAAGAAAGAAACUAAAGAGAAAACUCAAAACAACCAAGGGUGCUUGACAAAAAAGCUUUUACCUGCAGCUAAGCCAUUGCAGAAGGAAGUAGAAGAUAACACAAGGAAACAGAAGUUUAGAACUUACUUUUCUGAAAAUGUGAAGAGCAAAGAAAGAAGGGCAGAUGGAGCUGUAGGUGGAAUUACACUGACCCAAUAUGAAGAUUAUCUGUCUCUAGUUUAUGGAAAACCAAUUUACCAGGGCCACUGGAGCACGCUUAAAAAAGGACCUUACCUUAACUCUCCCUCUCCCAAAUCUAAACCGCCCAGACCCAAGCUGAUUGAGACUGUUAGAGAAAAUCAGCUCCACCCCAGAAAGAACCAACACCAGCCAAAUGACAUCUCUGGGACCUUCUGAGAGAGGCGCUCUAGCAAGUCCUGCUCAGAAACAGCCUCUGGCUUCUGACUUUACCAGUUCUGUGAUGAGCAAGAAGAGGAGAAUUGGUCACCAGCACAGCCUUGUCCAGAGUGAAGAAGGAGAGCCCUAAUUCAAACAGGAAGAAAAACAAGUUGGGGAAGCUGCAGCAGUUUUGUCCCCUGGAUUUCAAUGAAGGAAAUGGAAAAGAUACUUCCAUUGCCGCCACAUGAUAUGCAACAAGCAACCAACCAGACUAUUUGAGGUGAAUAAAAUAGCAAUUAACUUUUAACACUCUCAGUGGGAUGCAGCGUCAACCUCUUUCCUGUGCUGAAAGGAUGAUUUUCAGAAGGUUUUGUUGGGCCUCCAAGGUUCAGAGCAGAAAUGAACACUGAGGUGGGUUAAGCCUGGACAGGCCCCUCCUCCCUGCAGUGGAGUUGCACAGGCUCAGCUGCAACAGUGGUGCUGCAUCCUCUCAUCGUAUUUGCAGUGCUGGAGGGGAGGGAGAAUUGUGCAGUCCUCUUGGAGUGUCAGGUGUGGUUCUGUUGGAGUAGUGAUCCUGUAGAAAAAGGGUGUAGUCUUCCUUUGAAGAGGCAGGAAAAAUCCAGCACAGAAAAAAAUAGCUGUGCUGGUGGGCCAGAAUCUCAAGACUAUAUACAGGUAGUCUUAAUAUUUUCUUCAUAUUUUUCUUCAUAUUAUCUUCAUAUUUUUUCUUGAAGAAUCUGCAUCAUCUAAUCCUAGCAGAUUAUCAGCAAUUACAACAGGUAUGUGUGACACCAGACCUGCAGGGUCAUGGUAACUGCUGAGUCUAACUCAAGGCUUUUUAAAGCAAAGGACAUCAUAUUCUAGAUUUUGCAGAAGUGUUUGCAUGCCCUAAUUUUCUUUUGCUUUCUCCUUCACAGAGUAGCCCCAGCUACUCUGAAAUGAAGAGCAGGUGCCAGUAAAAAAGAAGCUCCAUAAAAAGCUGCCCAUAUUCAGAGCUGCAUUUCUAAAUUUGACCAGCAGUAAGUGGAGUACUGGCGCCAGAAACUUGCUUCAGCAAGGAAACAUCUAUGAACUCUAGAUUUUUAUUUCAACUAAAAGGUUAGGUUGUUUAGGAUUUUAUAAAUUAGUAUUGAACAGUAAGUUAUUUUAGCACUGAGCAGUACGUAAUUGCUUAAAAAUGUAGGAUUAGUCCAAAGAAGUUUAGUAAGCUUAAGAAGUUGAAAAUUAUAGUAUUGAAUGCUAACAAUAAAGAAAUCUCCCUAUUGGUAA